Molecule: messenger RNA, 1254 nt
Organism: Apiotrichum porosum
Lineage: Eukaryota; Fungi; Basidiomycota; Tremellomycetes; Trichosporonales; Trichosporonaceae
Exons: 6
Coding region: 1-1254 (417 amino acids)
Source: RefSeq, a predicted model, not a curated record
AUGGCUGCUCACGUCACAGUAGCAGUCGCUGCAGCAGACCCGGGCUCCCCUCGCGAACAGCACCUCCAGCUGCACCUCGACCACCACAACCACAACCACCACAACGCGUCGUACGGCGCAACAACAUCCCACAGUCAACAACCCACAGUUCACAUCCUGGAGCCGCUGCCAGACGGCACCAACGGUUAUGACUAUGACGAAGAGGACGACUGUGACGAUAUCCAGGACCCCCUUCUUGAAGGCAAGUUGUCAUGGGUCUGGCUGUCGCGCCUCUAUCUGCUCGUUCCCGUCGUCACCGCCCUGUGCUUUGCAUCACUCGUCGCACUUGUGACAUAUGGAUGGCCACCGUCCAAGGACGAACGCAAAGAGGGCCAAAGCUACCCGCACCCAUUCUUCUGGCAGGCGUUCCUCGUGGGCCUGUUUGCGUCAUUUACCGUCCAGUCGUUCCGCGUGCCCAUGUUUGUGGCAACGUCGUGGCUCCACCUCUCAGCCACAUGGACCGUGUUCCUGUCGACCGUCUUCCAUGCCAUCUUGCACGAGGCAGUGCGCCUCGUGUCUGUGCCCCUCGUGAAACCCUCACCCACGUCUGGGUUCCACUCGAGCUUCUGGCUGGGUCUUGGAUGGGGUCUGGCAGAGACAGCAUGGGGGAUUGUGCAGGGAUGGGAACAGCUCUCCCUGUACGAAGACGUUCUCAAGGGCCCACAGGAGAUUGCCGGUUGGGCCGACAUUGAAGGAGACAGUGGGCUCACCACUGUACCCGAGGAGGCGCCGCUCAUCGCCGAGGACGACGAUGACGACGACCGUGACGACGAAAUCGCCGAGCUCGAGCGCCGUGUCGAGGUCCUGGAGCGCUUCCGUGCGCGUCGUGAACUCGAGGACGUCAUGGGCAUUCCAUUCCCUCUCAUUCCUUUCCCACUCCACAUGCUGUGGCGUAUUGACACGCUGCUACUCAACCUGGGUCUCACGCUGAUCCUGUCGGCCUUUUGGCUGGACCCCGAGCCGAUCUACCACCAUGGCGUGGGCCACAUUGGCCACCCUCUUCCGUCUCGCGAGUGGCCACCUGCGCGGCCCAACCCCGAGCCCAGCCCAUACCUGGGUGUUGCGUGGUGCCUUGUUGCGCUGCUGCAUAUCAUUUCUGCGUUGGUGUGGAAGGUGGUUGGACGUGUUGGUGUUGGCGCGGUCACGUGGGGUGGACUGAUUGUUGCGCUGGGCACUGUGUUUGCUGGACUUGGCGAGUGGGGUGGGCUUGUGUAA